Molecule: messenger RNA, 867 nt
Organism: Bicyclus anynana (squinting bush brown)
Lineage: Eukaryota; Metazoa; Arthropoda; Insecta; Lepidoptera; Nymphalidae
Gene: Vha13
Product: V-type proton ATPase subunit G
Exons: 4
Coding region: 123-476 (117 amino acids)
Biological process (GO): proton transmembrane transport
Cellular component (GO): vacuolar proton-transporting V-type ATPase complex
Molecular function (GO): proton-transporting ATPase activity, rotational mechanism
Source: RefSeq, a predicted model, not a curated record
UGACAACAUGACAAAAUUAACUAAUCAUAUGACUUUUUCCAUCACAUCUUUGCUGCGCUAUUGAUUUGUGUCUCCGUCUUGAUUCUCGCUAGACAUAGUUUUUGUGAUCAUCUGAAUUCAGAAUGGCGAGUCAGACGCAGGGAAUCCAGCAACUGCUGGCUGCUGAAAAGCGCGCUGCAGAAAAGGUCUCAGAGGCGAGAAAGCGAAAAGCGAAACGCCUAAAGCAAGCUAAGGAAGAGGCUCAAGAUGAAAUUGAGAAAUACAGACAGGAGCGAGAGAGGCAAUUCAAAGAGUUUGAGGCCAAGCACAUGGGCACAAGAGAAGGUGUUGCUGCCAAGAUCGAUGCUGAAACCAGGGUGAAGAUUGAUGAAAUGAACAAAAUGGUUAAGACACAGCAAGAGGCAGUGAUCACAGAUAUUCUCAACUUGGUGUAUGACAUUAAACCAGAGCUGCACGUGAACUACCGCUUAGAAUAAGCGAACUUUAUGCAUAAAUUAUUAUAUUUCGCGUAUUAAGUCUUUGCGAACCCAAUUAUAGAUAUUACUGUUAUAAUUAUUCUGUUUAUAAUAAUCUGUAGCCACUUUGCAUAGAGGCAUAUGAUAUGUCUGUUUGACAGUUAGUGCGAGCAAUGCAUGCAGGUUUAAUAUUUAUGGUUGCCAUUUGCUGUAUAUAAAAGAAUAGCUUCAAUUGCCAUUUCUUAAAAAUAUUAACAAUUGUUAUUGUAUCCAAUCGAAAUCAGCUCGAUAUCAUUCCAAGGAAAAACGUGGGGAUCCGUUUGAGAACACAAAAAAAAUAAUACUUAUAUUUAAAAUUGUAUGUUAUUCAAUGUUGUAUGUUGAAUAGAAAUAUAUGGAGUUUUAAAAAGAA